This is a messenger RNA of Fusarium graminearum PH-1, 450 nucleotides long. RefSeq lists its product as uncharacterized. The transcript has 3 exons. The record is from RefSeq and is a predicted model, not a curated record. Lineage: Eukaryota; Fungi; Ascomycota; Sordariomycetes; Hypocreales; Nectriaceae. The coding region runs from base 1 to 450 and encodes 149 amino acids.
AUGGCGUGUUACGUUGAUCCCGACAGGCGGUCAUCCCAUGUGCAUGUGGAAAUUCGAUGCUCAUGCUCCGAUGUGGACUACUCUGAUCCAGGGGUAAACCCAACUAAAGAGACUAGACUAGACCAGGGAGAAAAGGCUUGGUUCCAGGGCCCAGGCAAGAGAAGGACAGAGAAGCAGGAAAAAGCCGUUGAUGGGCCUCAGCGUUCCGAUCCAAUAAGACACGGCCUGUACUACUCGAGUAGGUCAAGUCAAAUAAUGACACCCGAGCCUCCGGAUGACGAGUGUGGGGAGGGAUGCCACACUGAAACCCCUCAUAUCGAUCCUGCAAUAACAAGAAAGAGAGAAUGGAUCUUUUGGAUUAGGUUGUUUCGUAUUUGGCGCGGUCAUCAAGCCAUGAAAGAAGAAAGAGACGAGAUGACAAGCCAGGGCAGUUUUUUAGUUCCUGACUAA